Molecule: messenger RNA, 5374 nt
Organism: Paramuricea clavata
Lineage: Eukaryota; Metazoa; Cnidaria; Anthozoa; Malacalcyonacea; Plexauridae
Source: the annotation of a GenBank genome assembly
AUGGAAAGCUGUUUGAAAUUUCUACCAAAUAAAAGUUACAAUACGUUUGGUUUGGUCGUUCUUACUCUAUUUGUGUCAAUCGGCGUGGUUAUCAUUGGGAUCGCGUCUGAUUUUGAUUCGAAAGCGACGUUACAAUGUAACCCAGACAAGACCCUCGCGAGCGAUUUGUCAACAAGGAAAUACAUCGAAACUCAAUGUCUUCUCAAAUAUACACAGGAAUUUUACCUUUCUUUGCCUCUUUAUGCCUUAUUUGUGAUGAAUUUUGGACUUGUGCUCGUACUUAGUAUUAUCUACGCUUAUCUGGUGAAGCGUCGUGUGGAAAUCUUUGCGAGCCCUCCGAAUGAAACGGCAGCGAAUAACGCCGAAGACGAAAGCCAGCCACUGUCACAAGCAGCGUCGGAUCCGAUGGCGCACCAAAGUUCACGCAAUUAUUUUGUUUUCACGGUAUAUAUUUCGCAUUUGAUCAUUUGCCGUAUAUUGCCGCUCGUAGUAUUUGGAGCUUUGCUGUUAAACUCAAUGAAUUUUCCUGUCCACUUUCUUUGUCAAUGGCCAAUGAACUCUAAGAGUACUACUACACAUGUAAACGUAACACAAAAUACGAACUUUUCAAUUGUGGACUGCACUUACCCCAUGGGCAGCAAAAAUGAAAAAGUUGCGGCGACCGUCAUAACAAUAAAUUUCCUUUUCGGUACAGAAGCAUGCAUUGAGCUUGCUUAUCUGUUGUGGUCAACAUGGAAAAAUCGUACUCUAUUGGCUGACGUGGAGUUUUGUUGUGUUUACCUCUUGAGAAAGCGCAAAAGGAUCAGAAAAGUAAUUAAAAACAUAAGAGAGAAGGCAUUGGAUGACACAUUCUAUUUGCAUGAUGAUUUUGGUGAGAAACACUUGUCACGUCGAAAACUGGAAGAGAUUUAUAUCAAUGUCAUAAUUCAGACGGGAAGGGAAAGCACCUGGACGUCCAGAAGGCGGUUUAAAAAUAGGCAUGAAACAUACGAAGCACAUUUACAAGCACCGAAUCAUGCAAUCGCUCUCAGCGAAACAGCAGAUUUGUUUAAAUUAACGGCAGGUUUUGGCAAAAACGGUACCAAAACUAUUCUUGUUGUCGGCCGGCCUGGUAUUGGCAAAACUCUCCUGACGAAAAAAAUAUUGCAUGAGUGGCAACAGCAAUCGUGUGAUUUCUGGCAUGGUAAAAUAGUAAUUUUAAUACAAUUUCGUACUUUUAACCAUGGAAGAACAAGUCUUCGAGAAAUGUUAGAAUAUGCUGUUGGGCUGGAUAUGUCAAUGGCUGAUUUUAAUUGUACAUACGAGCACCUUUGUUUGACACCAAGUGAUUUUGUUCUUAUUUUUGACGGGUUGGACGAACUCAAGGUUGAUUACAACAAGCCUUUCGCCGAGAAGUCUGUAAAUAUUCCAAGUAAAGUUGAAGAUGUACUCCAGAUUUUUAAACAGCUUGUGAAAGGCAAACUGUUGCCAGGAGUCACAGUGUUAACCACAUCUCGUCCCACGGCAGAACACAUUUAUAAAGAACUAUCAUUUGAUCGAGAGGUUGAAAUUUUGGGUUUUCAUGAGGAGCAAAUAAAGGACUACGUUGAAAAGUUUUGCCGUAAUGAUAUAGAUAAAAGUACAAAGUUGUGGAACGAUAUCAAACAGUCCCCUGAGCUUUUUAGCUUAAGUUACAUACCUGUUAAUUGCUAUAUAAUUUGCUUAACAUUAAAGGAAAGUAUUGAUACUGCUGAAUCAAAAGAAGGCGUAGGUCAGGGCUUCCAGAGCGAUGUCCCAAUAUUAACAAUUACAGAGUUGUACAAAAGAGCUAUAAAGAUUUUACUGUUCAGGCACCAUGUAAAUUACAAAGAUAAACCAAUUCCAAAGGAUUAUCUUAUCACGAAGCUUCCUGAACAGUUUCAAAAUGACUUGAAUAAACUUAAAGAAAUUGCCAGAAAUGGAAUGAUAGAAGAUCAGUUGGUGUUUGAGUUUAAAAGUGGUGAUGAAUUAGCAGAUUGUGGCAUAAUUAAUCAAUUGGACGACAAACGCCGUAAUAUCUUCUCCUUUCUUCAUCUAACUCUUCAAGAGUUUCUUGCAGCACAACACGUGGUUGAUGACAUGGACAAUGUUGAAUCUUUUUUAGCUGAGCACAUUCAUAAUCCAAGAUGGCACUUGGUGAUUCAGUUUGUUGCUGGUUUGAUUGGGGAUAAAAUUAGAGAAUUGGAAGAAGAAAGAAGUUCAACAGAAAGGUAUCGUUUCAUUUUUGUCUCCGUCCGUUUAAUUGCUUGCUGUACAAUGCUGCAAAGUAUCAUCUCGCUUUCGGCACGAGUUGGUAAAUACGAUACCAAAUGCGGUCGCUCAUGUUGUAAUUGUACUGAUAAAAUUCAUGAAUAAUUAAUAACGCUACAAACAAAUCACGACGCGGUAUUUAGGUCACAUGCGAUCUUGUAAAUCGUCAUUUCUCCGCAUCUUAUAUAUUCCUUUGUCUUAUUAUUAUUAGACACUAUUUUAAGGUAUCAACACUUUACAAAGUUAUAUAGAACCGGGAUUGAGUUUGGGAGGAAAAAGCAAAAUAUGAAAAUAUUGUGUUAAUAUUUUACUCGUCUUAAAUUAAAAUACCAUUGGUCUUUUACCGGCUAUGCAAAUGAUUUUAUCGCUUCGCUGUAGUUGUUGUUGUUUGUUAUGACAACUACAACAUCAAGUUCAACCGAUCAAAAAAAUUGCGUACAUCCCGUCGUUCUCUGCGCUCCUGUAAACGCAAUGGAGAUACUUCAUGUAAACAUAUGUUUGUGCAUGAUGUUGUCUCUGACUGUGUACACACCUGGCAAGCUAAAAAGUUUCUUUGACCGCGGUGGGAAUCGAACCGCGACUUUUGGUUUGCUAUACCAACUGAGCUACGAGGUCAAGACGUCAAUUCGAGUAGGUGAUAUUUCGAAACUCAAUCUAAUUUUGUCGAUAUCAGUUUGUUUUUACGAUCUUGCCCGGUGUGGACACAAUCAAAGACAACAUCGCAAACAUAUAUCUUCACCUGAGUGCAUAACACCAGAAACAAAAAAAAUCAUAGAAACAUUUUAAAUAUAGGGCCGGGUCUGGGAACGAUGCAAAGUGUUCUGUAUUGGUUCGUACAGAAUUUUAUUUGCAUUAUCAUUUCAACAGAUUUACAAGGGUGCUCUACGUAGUGCGUAGUUUUGCCUUCUCGAUAGGACAAAAACAUUAAAGACUGAAUUAUUAAUUAAUUGAUGAAUUUUAUAAGUCAUAGCAUUACUCAAUAUCAACGUUGUUAGCGCGAGUCUUUUUUUAUGCUUCUGAACUUUUCGUUGUUAAUAUUAGAUCAACACAGCUUACGAAAGAUGAAAGAAUAAUAGAACGCAUAUGCACAAGGUACGUACGUUAUUGUUAUCAUAUUAACUGGUAUAUUAAGCAUGCGCGUUAUGCGCCAAAAAUUAAGCACAGUGAAUUUAAAUUUUAAACCCCCCAAAUGGCACUUUCGUUUCCACCCCCGGUUCCACAAAAAAUUGGAAACUGUUGCCUUCGCUGAAAAGACGUUUAAAAGAAGUUGAAAUAAUAUCGCCUUUCCAUUUGGUAAAACAUCAAUUCAGUUAUCUUAUAUAUCACUCACCUAGAUUUCAUGACAUGAUGCCAAGGGAGGCAAAGAUAAAAGAUCAUGACAACACUUUAUUUGUGAUAAAAUGUGUACACGAAAUGCAAGAUGUUGGUACUAUGGAAUUAAUUACGCCAUUUGGAUGUGAAGAUGAUAGCGAAAAGUAUAAUGAGUUUCAUUUGGAGCGCUUAACAAUUGUGCCAGUGGAAUCUAUUGCCCUGUUUGCAUUUCUUGGUUACAUAAAGCACUUGCACACUCUCAGCAUCACUAAUUGUAUGAUCAAGCAUUUCGCUUUUUUUGAAUUGACGAAGUUACUGCAGAAAGAAAAUGAAAUCGCCGAUUUAGACAAUGCGCUCUGGAAUGAAAAUUGCAAAGUUACUCGGUUACGCAUAAAUAGUAGUUCCUUAACUGCUGAUAAUGCUAAAUAUUUAAGUGAUGCUCUGACGAGUAACAACUGCAAACUUACUGCAUUAAACAUUAAUUUCAAUCAAGUAAGGGAUGAGGGAGCGAAAUAUUUAAGUGAUGCUCUGAAGAGUAGCAACUGCAAACUUACUGCAUUAGACAUACGUUUCAAUGGAUUAACAGAUGAAGGAGCGAAAUAUUUAAGUGAUGCUCUGAGGACUGACAACUGCAAACUUACUACAUUAGACAUUAGGGCGAACGAUUUAACAGAUGAAGGAGCGAACUAUUUAAGUGAUACUCUGAAGAGUGGCAACUGCAAACUUACUGCAUUAGACAUAAGUUUCAGUGGAUUAACAGAUGAAGGAGCGAAAUAUUUAAGUGAUGCUCUGAAGAGUGGCAACUGCAAACUUACUGCAUUAGACAUAAAUUGCAAUGGAUUAAAAGAUGAAGGAGCGAAAUAUUUAAGUGAUGCUCUGAGGAGUGACAACUGCAAACUUACUGAAUUAAAAAUUGGUGCGAAUACAUUAACAAAAAAAGGAGCGAAAUAUUUAAGUGAUGCUCUGAAGAGUGACAACUGCAAACUUACUGAAUUAGAUAUUGGUUGGAAUACAUUAACAAAAAAAGGAGCGAAAUAUUUAAGUGAUGCUCUGAAGAGUGACAACUGCAAACUUACUGCAUUAGACAUAAGUCACAAUGAAUUAACAAAUGAAGGAGCGAAAUAUUUAAGUGAUGUUCUGAAGAGUGACAACUGCAAACUUACUGCAUUAGACAUAAGUCACAAUGAAUUAACAAAUGAAGGAGCGAAAUAUUUAAGUGAUUUUCUGAAGAGUGACAACUGCAAAGUUACUGUAUUAGAUAUAAAUCACAAUGAAUUAACAGAUGAAGGUGCGAAAUGUUUAAGUGAUGCUCUGAAGAGUGACAACUGCAAACUUACUGCAUUAGACAUAAGUCACAAUGAAUUAACAAAUGAAGGAGCGAAAUAUUUAAGUGAUGUUUUGAAGAGUGACAACUGCAAACUCACCGCAUUAAACAUACGUGGCAAUAGAUUAACAGAUAAAGGAGCAAAUUGUUUAAGUGAUGCUCUGAAGAGUGACAACUGCAAACUUACUGUAUUAGACAUCAGUUGGAAUAAAUUAACAGAUGAAGGUGCGAAAUAUUUAAGUGAUGCUCUGAACAGUGACAACUGCAAACUUACUGAAUUAGACAUAAGUACCAAUGGAUUAACAGAUGAAGGAGCGAAAUAUUUAAGUGAUGCUUUGAAGAGUGACAACUGCAAAGUUAUCGGCAUUAAAUAUAUUUGACAAUGGAUUAACAGAUGAAUUAGAAGCGAAAUGUUUAAGUGAUGCUCUGAAGAGUGACAACUGAAAACUUACUGUAUUACACAUAAGUAAC